Molecule: messenger RNA, 1388 nt
Organism: Camellia sinensis
Lineage: Eukaryota; Viridiplantae; Streptophyta; Magnoliopsida; Ericales; Theaceae
Source: RefSeq, a predicted model, not a curated record
GAUGUAUAGAAGAGAGAGAGAGAUUUUGAAGAAGAAAAAAUCAAAAAAUUUGAUCCAAACAAAAUUUUAAAAUUUUUUCUCUAAAAUUAUAUCUUAAAAUACAAAUCAAACAAUCUCUCAAUCAACAAUGCUUUGGUGUGACUCCAUAUAGCUUGUUCAGCUCUCAAUGGACAUCCUGAAUACUUUGUUUCCAAGGAUCGCCGAUCCCAUAAAUGUAUUGAAGAAAGAUAAAAUUGAAUCGAUGUAUCGAAUUACUUCCUCAAGAACCCAAUUGAUGUCAUACACGCAACCACCACCUCUAGCGGAGAAGUUGACAGACGAUCUCGUAACACAAAAAACCGCUCAGAGCACCGUCACUUGCGUGUACCAGACCCAUAUCGGGGGUUAUUGGCGCAAUGUUACAGUUUUAUGGUGCAAGAACAUCAUGAACCAUUCGGUCACCAUUUCUGUCGAUAGUGUAGAAAGCGAUUAUCAUAAUUCUUGCAAGAUUGACCUCAAGCCUUGGCACUUCUGGAGCAAGAAAGGGUACAAGAUCUUUGACGUCGAUGGGAACCAGGUUGAGGUUUAUUGGGAUCUCCGCUCUGCUAAAUUCUCUGGUGGUCCGGAACCCUGUUCGGAUUUCUAUGUUGCUCUUGUUUCAGAGGAAGAGGUUGUGUUGUUGCUAGGGGAUUAUAGCAAGAAGGUUUACAAGAGAACCAAAUCAAAACCAGCCCUUGUUGAGGCUGUGUUGUUUUACAAGAAAGAGCAUGUGUUUAACAAGAAAUGUUUCUCAACGAGAGCAAGGUUCGAUCAGACGGUGAGUGAAGAGCAUGAAAUCGUCGUCGAGAGUUCGACAGCCGGGCCUAGAGAUCCAGAGAUGUGGAUAAGCAUAGAUGGGAUUGUGGUGAUACAUAUCCGGAACUUGCAGUGGAAAUUCAGGGGUAAUGAGACCGUCAUGGUUAACAAGCUGCCAGUCCAGGUUUUGUGGGAUGUGCAUGCCUGGCUGUUUUGCAUCCCUGGCUCUGGCCAUGGCUUGUUCAUAUUCAAGCCAGGUGCACCAGAAUCGGAUAGUGACAAAGAGGAGAGCAGCCGAGGUGGUGACAGUGAUUGCAGUAGUAGCAACAGCAGGUAUUACUCAACUCUCAGCCAUUCAAAAGCAUCAGAAUUCUGCCUUUUUCUGUAUGCCUGGAAGCUCGAAUGAAUCGGUAUCCUCAUUUGGCAAUGGCUCCAGACCUGUACAAACCAGUAUCGGUAUGUAUCCUUGGGGUGUGUAUGGAUCAAAUGGUUGCACCAACACAAGACUACAAAGUGUACAGUAUGUUGUGAGAACCAAGAAAGACAUUGGCACCACAUAUUGUAAUCAAUGCAUUGUUGUAAUUAUUCCCAUAGGAAUAGAAUUGUUUCUCACA